Messenger RNA from Spirometra erinaceieuropaei, 240 nucleotides. The record is from the annotation of a GenBank genome assembly. Lineage: Eukaryota; Metazoa; Platyhelminthes; Cestoda; Diphyllobothriidea; Diphyllobothriidae.
AUGCACCCCGUCAACGCCCGCAAAGCCCGUCAGUCCGGUGCCAGCGCUGAGACCAGCUCAGAGUUCUAUCGAGCGCUCUACGUGGUGGAUGCCCUGGGCUGGCUUUACUUCCUCGAACCCGCAUGUCCGCCGGUGCCCCCUAAGAACGCAGACCCUGCCCCCCGCCAAAGCCUCCCCACCAAGAAGCCCGGCACCGCAGUCAGUACCAGUCUUGUGGAGCUUCCUGGCCUGUGGCUGUGA